UAAUUGCCAUAACCUCCUCGAUUUCAAAUUCGCUAAAUAGUUACAUAGCUACAAAGUCAUGGAAGAUCCUAUCGUCGUUAUUAAAAGUGGGAAACUUCGAGGAAAAGUGGAAAUUGACUAUUGCGGGGGGAAAUAUUACAGUUUUCGAGGAAUACCAUAUGCUAAACCACCGAUUGGGAAUUUAAGAUUUAAGGCCCCUUUACCACCAGACCAAUGGUCAGGCAUACGAGAUGCCGUAAAGCACCAAAGCGAGUGUUGCUGUCGUGACUUAAUGUUUAACCAGAUCAUCGGAUCAGAAGACUGUCUUUACCUCAACGUUUACACCCCUCAGAUACAUUGUGAAAGUAUGCAUCUAAAGCCAGUCAUGUUUUGGAUACACGGUGGAGGAUUCGUACGAGGUUCUGGUAACUCGGAUACAUACGGGCCAGAUUUCUUAAUAACACAAGACGUGGUGAUAGUGACCAUUAACUACAGAUUGGGAAUAUUAGGUUUUUUAAACUUUGAAGAUCCAUCACUGGACGUACCGGGGAAUGCCGGUUUAAAAGAUCAGGUUAUGGGCCUGAAGUGGGUUAGAGAAAAUAUCGCGAACUUUGGCGGCGAUCCAUCUAACGUGACCAUUUUUGGAGAGAGCGCGGGAGCUGCUUCAGUCCAUCUACUGAUGCUAUCACCGUUGGCCAGAGACUUGUUUCACAAAGGCAUAGUACAAAGCGGCACCGCUUUUUCGUGGUGGGCUAAUGGUCAACGUACACUUCCUCUGCUACAAUUGGCACUAGACAUGAGUGGUCUCUCCGAGGAAGCGGCAUUGGAUAUACUUCUAGCAUUGUCGACAAACGAAUUGAUAGAGUUGCAAGAAAGGAUUCCGGACAACUUCCUCCCAUCGUUUCGAAGACCAUUUGUACCAGUAGUGGAAUCGCAUUUAUCAAAUAACACAUUUCUAUCUGAGGAGCCCAUCAGAAUUUUGAAAUCAGGCAGUUAUAGCCAUGUGCCUAUGAUGAUUGGAUUUACCUCACGGGAAGGAAUGAUAUCAGAUAUGUUUCGCAAUGACUCCAGUACCACACCAGAAGGCUCCCAGUUUGUUGUAGAUUUUGAAAGUAUGAUUCCACAUUCAUUUAAUACCUCUAGCGGAACGGAACUGUCAAAAACAAUUGCAGACAUAGUGAAACAGUUCUAUUUUGGAACCCUAAGUGUUUCCAAACAGAAGAAUCAAUACUACUUGAUGCAAGGCGACAGUGGUUUUAUAUGGCCUACCUACAUGUCUAUUAAGCACCAGCUUUUUACAUCCGCCCAACCAAUCUAUUUGUACAGGGUGUCGAUCGAAACUGAUUUGAAUAUCAUGAAAAUGUUAACCCAAAAUGUAUAUCCAGGUGCCUGUCAUGCAGACGAUUUGGGAUAUUUGUUCAUGAAUGCACUUACACCCCCUCUCGCGCCUCACAGCCUCGAACUACAAUCUGUAAAAAGAUUCACUACGUUAUGGGGCAAUUUUGCUAAAACUGGAAAUCCUAAUCCUAUUACUCCGGACACCCUUAUUAAUGUGCCAUGGAAACCCGUCGAAAAAGCAGACAAAUUGCAUUAUUUGGAAAUCGGUGAAAACCUUACGGUUGGCAUUAAUCCAGACCAAGAAAGGGCUGAGUUUUGGGAUGAUUUAUCACAAGAUUUAAAAAGUAAUAAACUGUAAUGAAAAUUGUAGUCUUGGUGCUGAUUAAUUAAAUAAAUCCAAGACAGAUUCGG
Molecule: messenger RNA, 1728 nt
Organism: Photinus pyralis (common eastern firefly)
Lineage: Eukaryota; Metazoa; Arthropoda; Insecta; Coleoptera; Lampyridae
Product: esterase B1-like
Exons: 8
Coding region: 59-1675 (538 amino acids)
Source: RefSeq, a predicted model, not a curated record